UGAAAAUAGGUCCAGAAUCAGUGGAAAUUAAUUUUGUAAUAUGGGAAAAUAUUUAAACUGAUAACUAAAACUUGAUAUGUGCCAGAUAUUUAAAUAAAUUCUAAUUUAAUAAGUAUAUAGUUUAGAAAUGUUACGUGUACAUAUACUCAGAGAGUAUUUAAGACAAGAAACAAGAAAUUUUUUAUGGUGUUUAUUGUGUCUCGGAAAUUGGUCUUGCUGUCUGGUGACCCAAAAGCUGGCACUUAUUCGGCCCAAAGGCUAAGUGUAGCAAAUAGUUAUUUGUAUACAAAACACACAUUUUUAAAUUAUUAUAAAUAAAACAAGGAGCAUGACAGAGCCAGACCUAAAGUUUGAUGAACCAAAAGUUUCCACAGAAAAUGCUCAAAUAUACCUGAGCAAAAAAGGAAAAUUUUCUGCAAUCGCAGAAACGGGUAUACUUUGUGAAAAUAACACUGAAAACGAAUUUGACUACGACCAAUUUAAUAACGUAAUUUAUUAUACUACACAAUCUUAUUACUCUACGAUGGUAUCUGAAAAUGGAUCCAAUAAUCUAAGUCAUGUACACGAGGAAGAUACUCUAAAAAAAUUCUUGGCUCUAGCAGAAGAGAUUGAGGGCAAAACACAACUGUUUUGUGAGCUCGAGUAUUUGAACAGGAAAAUUCCAGUGGACAAUACGAAAAAUGUUGAUUUGAAACUGAUUAACCAAAGUCUUAUUCUUAAAAGUUCAUAUGUUGACAGUGGAAUUUUCACACCCCACAAUAAGAUAUUCGUCCUCAGCAACACUCCACUUUUUCACUUGGGCCUCUUCGCAUACGUCCCGCCAUCUAGCCGCUGUACCAUCGUGUGUACGAAGACGACGGUGGCGGUGUGCACUCUGUUUGUCGAACUCUGCAAUGCCGCUGACCUGCGGAGAAAAGUGCAACUGGCGGUCUUAGAAGAAGAAGUUGCAGAAGAGAUGUCGCGUGAUUUCGCUUUGCAACUGGUUGGCGGCUGUGUGGGCGUGGUGACCGCCCGCUGCGACGUCUACUCCGCAGUGGACGCAUUCCUCGCUGCGUCCGAGUGGUAUCCGUGGAGACUGCGGCGCAUUCUGGUGCAGGAGCCCGUGAUGCAGCGCUUUGCGAGCGCGCUGGGUUCACGCACGCGUGCCGCCACCGAACACUCGCACCUCGCCGUAGACGCACGAAAGACAGAGAACAAGACCUUCCUGCUAGAGUUCUUUGGCGACGAAAAGCUGGUUGAACCAGGAUUUGUGGUGGUGGAAGCGUACCGAACGACCAAGGAGGUUCUCGGACUGUUGGCUGAGCAACCCACGUUGGCUGUGAGCGUGUGGGCCAGCGUUGGCGCGGAAGCGAACGAAAUCGCGUUCGGCGUCAACACACGCAUCGUCUGGAUAAACAACUACGGGUUGUUCCAAGGACCACCGCUGUCCGCAGCGGCGCUGUACACCGUAGAGAACCAUUUCCGUGCUUCCAAACUGGCUACUGAAUUACUCAGUGCUAAAACAAAAUGGCUAGCACUACCACUGACCACGCGUCUCCGCAAAGUCCGCGAAGCCGUUAAAAAGUAUCGGCUGGGGUCCCAAGACCGAAUCGGAGAGGUGGGCCCCAACUCCAACUCUGUUGUCACAGCCGAAAACAACCUUUGCAUUGCGAUAAGAAAGCCCGUGGAGAUAUUUAGACUGGAAAUGGACGCUGAUCAUUUCGGGAUACCAACAACUCAGCUGCUAAAUUACAUCGUAGAGGGUGGUAGCAUGCAAGCGUUGAGCAAGGAUAAGUCUGAGAAAAGCAUAUACAAGUUGAUGGCAUUGUUAACAGAGGCCGGUGCGCCGGUGGUCACGAUACCGGCUUGUGAUAUAAUUUAUGACAGAGACACACUGUACACGGUUAAAGCUAUCUGGAUGAGUAUUGGCACUACAUUUGCGAAUUAGCUUCAAAUUGCCAUUAUAAUCUACACGACCUAUGACCUUAAUAGCGCUGUGCAUUUAACUAUAAGGUACCAGGUUUCGACCCCCGGCAAGAGAAAUUUGGGAAUUUAUAAUUUCUGAAUUUUCUCUGGUCUGGUCUGGUGGGAGGCUUCGACAAAGACGCGCCGCGAAGCGAUUUAGCGUUACGGAACGACAAAGACGUGCUGCUAAGCGACUUAACGUUCCGCUACGACAAAGGCAUGCCGCUAAGCGAUUCAGCAUUCCGGUACGAAAAAGGCAUGCCGCUAAGCGAUUCAGCAUUCCAAAAUUCAAAAAAUUCAAAAUUCAUUUAUUUCAAGUAGGCCUAAUAUAAGCACUUUUGAAACGUCAAGUGUUGUAGUGAUUCUACCACCGGUUUGGAAGGCAGAUUCUACCGAGAAGAAGCCGGCAAGAAACUCAGCAGUAGUUCCGGUAUGAUAACGGCGUUCCACUAAGCGAUUUAACGUUUCGGUACGACAAAGACGUGACGCUAAGCGACGUAACGUUACGGUAGGACAAAG
Pararge aegeria (speckled wood butterfly) is the source of this 2463-nucleotide messenger RNA. RefSeq lists its product as uncharacterized. NCBI's taxonomy places the organism in Eukaryota, Metazoa, Arthropoda, Insecta, Lepidoptera, Nymphalidae. Gene Ontology annotation, molecular function: oxidoreductase activity. The record is from RefSeq and is a predicted model, not a curated record. Bases 329 to 1927 code for a protein of 532 amino acids. The transcript has 8 exons.